Messenger RNA from Lactuca virosa, 843 nucleotides. The record is from the annotation of a GenBank genome assembly. Lineage: Eukaryota; Viridiplantae; Streptophyta; Magnoliopsida; Asterales; Asteraceae.
AUGGAAUACAGAACCUUAGACCUCACUCUCGUCUCCGCAAAGGGUAUCAAGAAAGCCUCUCUCAUCGGAAAACCAGAUGUCUACGCCGUCGUUUACAUCUCCGGCGCCCGAAGCAACCAAAAGCUUAGAACCCCUGUUGACAAAGACGGAGGUUCCAACCCUACCUGGAAUUUCCCCUUGAGUUUUACUGUCGAUGAAGCUGCCGGAUUACAGAACCGACUGACGCUCGUCGUCAAGAUCAAGGCUGUGGGGAUUUUCAGCGAUAAGAAUCUGGGACAAGUUCACGUGCCGAUUAAAGAGCUUUUGGAAGGUGUAUCGAAUGAAGGGAAGACGCAGCAGCUUGUUAGUUAUCAGGUGAGGACGAAGUCCGGGAAGACGAAAGGGUUUCUCAGUUUUUCUUAUAAAUUUGGGGAAAAGUUUUCCGGUAAGGCGGAGGAGCCGGUCACGGCUUAUCCUCCCGGGAUGGCGGUUGGAUCCAGUUCAGCGUAUGCACAGCCGUAUGGGGCGGCGGCGGCAGGUGGGUAUUACCAGCCUCCUGCUACUGGCUACCCUCCUCAGCCACAGACUGGAUAUGCGUACCAGCACCAGCAACAACCGGGUUAUGGUGGUUAUCCUCCGCCACCACCGCCGGGGUACGGUGGAUAUCCUCAGCAACAAGGGUACGGGAAUCCGGCGGUUCAGCAGCCUCCAAAGAAGAGCAAAUUUGGUAUGGGGUUGGGAGCCGGUUUGCUAGGUGGUGCACUGGGUGGACUGUUGAUCGGCGAUAUUGUGUCGGAUGCUGCUGACGGUGGUGGAUGUGGUGGUGACGGUGGCGGGUGUGGCGGUGGCUGCGGCGGGUUUUAA